ACUGUUGACAGGAUUAGCACGAGCUGAAAGGUCAUUUCAAAAUUUCAACGAAAUCUUGAAAGUGAAGUAUACCUGAAAAUUUUCCGCAUAUACAAGCGGAUCAAAUGCCAAAAAUAUGUGUUUUAAACUCGCGCAUACAUACAUAAAUAUCCUUGUGAACAUUUCGAACGUGCAUAUGAAAAUUAAUAAAUAGGCCAAGUGUCGUUCUUCAACGAGCAGUCGCUUUGUAACUCUAGAAGUAGUGUAUCCUCGAAAAGUUUAUUCCAUAACGAUUUGUUGAAAAAUGUUACACGUUGCAUACUCUCACCGAGUCGCGGGGCUUCUUUGCUUAGCCAUGCGACUUAUGCAACUGCACGCGUUACCGGCACAACCAAACAUUGCAAACUUAACGGCGUCAGAAAUAGGGCAUAUAACAGCAGUGGAUCAAAACAACAACUAUGCCAAUCAUACUUUACCAUCACAAGAGCCUGAACUUGAAGCUGCUGCAAGCGAAAAUGGACCACCAUCAGCUGAAACGAUUCCUUCAAAUGUCGCGAAUUCGAGCAAUGGCAGCAUCGAUCCAUCCGUGUUCGCCAACUACUUUACACCGGAGGCUAUUCGGCAUUACAUUAAUCAAUUUGGCGCCACCUACCCUGGCUAUCCCGCCUAUCCGGCACCCAUUGGCUAUGUGGCAGCUCCGCAACCACCGCCACCAGGUGUUGGUCCCAUCUAUCCAGGCCCAUAUGUGGUACAGACUGGUUACGAGGGUUACUUAGUGCCAGCCACCACUGCCAUCUCAGAAGCAGCAUCUAAUCCGCACAAUAACAACAGCAAUGCUUUACUCAGGCCACUCACAUAUCUGAUAAAUCUGUUUUCGAUGAUGAUGAUGUCGUCCUUGUUUCGAGUCGUGGCCACUAUCAUUGGCGCUAUAGGCGUAUUCUUCUUUAGCGGCACUCUAUCCAGAUUCGUGUGCGCUUUCACACCUAUGUGCGAGAUCACCAACUCAGCUGUCGAAUAUUUGAGGAAUGACACUAAUGUGACUCGUGUGGCACGUAUGAUAGCUGAAGGCAUGACGCCGGAAGGUGUGCAACGUGCUGCUGAACAUGUGCAGACUGCAAUACGCAAGUAUGAGGAGUUGCAGAAAUUAAUCGGCAGUGAAGAGAGGAAUUAAUGAAACUCAUACCU
Molecule: messenger RNA, 1164 nt
Organism: Anastrepha obliqua
Lineage: Eukaryota; Metazoa; Arthropoda; Insecta; Diptera; Tephritidae
Exons: 2
Coding region: 284-1150 (288 amino acids)
Source: RefSeq, a predicted model, not a curated record